GGCACUGAUAGAAAGAAAGAAAGAAAGAAAGAAAGAAAGAAAGAAAAAAAGAUCCGUAAGAUGUAUGAUCGGUGAAUUACGCAGCAAUGGAAGGUGCGGGCUUGCACAAGGCACCCGCGCUUUUCUCCGAGAGCAUGGUGGAGAUUUUGAACCUCAGCGGCUGGGCGACACCGAACAAGAGUGUAACACACCUGCACAGGUUCAGCAGUCUGGAGGACAUCGACCUGAGCGCAGACGGAAGUCUUAUCCUGAGGGUCAUCAUUUCGUCGGUUUACGCAGCGGUGUGCGCUGUGGGUCUGGUCGGCAACGUGCUGGUGUUCUUCCUGAUGAAGACGAAGCUGGGGAAGAGGAGGAGGAAGAGAUCCGCGAUCAACUUUUUCGUCGUCAACUUGGCCGUGACCGACUUCCAGUUCGUGCUCACGCUGCCGUUCUGGGCUGCGGACGCGGCGCUGGAUUUCAGCUGGCCCUUCGGUAACGCCAUGUGCAAGAUCGUGCUGUCGGUCACCGUGAUGAACAUGUACGCCAGCGUGUUCUUCCUCACGGCCAUGAGCGUGAGUCGGUACUGGUCGGUGGCGUGCUGCGUGAGAGGCAACGGCGCGCGCCGCAGGUUCACCUCGGUCAAGCGCGUGUGCGCGGCGCUCUGGGUUCUCGCGAGCGUCGCCACGGCGCCCACGUCCGCCUUCUCCACGGUGACGGUGGUAGCCGGUGAGAGGCUGUGCCUCCUCCGCUUUCCCGACGGCCACCGCUGGCUCGCGCUCUAUCACCUCCAGAAGGUCGUGCUCGCCUUCAUCUUGCCCAUGAUCACGCUGUCCAUCUGCAACGCGCUGCUUCUGCGCUUCGUGCGCCGCAGGAUCGUCGCGAACGGCAACCGCCCGAGGAGACGGUCUAAAGUCACCAAAUCCGUGAUCGUCGUGGUCCUGUCGUUCUUCAUCUGCUGGAUGCCGAAUCACGCCAUCACGCUUUGGGGAGUGCUGGUGAAAUUUAACGCGGUGCGCUGGGACAAGACGUACUACAUGGUGCACACCUACGUGUUCCCGCUGACUGUUUGCCUCGCUCAUGCGAACAGCUGUUUAAACCCGGUGUUGUAUUGCUUAAUGCGAAGGGAGUUCAGGAAGAUGCUGAGGAACCUGUUCUGGAGAGUUUCCUCGCCUGCUGUCACGAAAGCGCGCGGCUCUGGAGGUGCCGUGCACCGAGAAUCCGUUUAAAUGGGAUUUGACUGGGAUGAGACUGUGUGAAAUGUCUCAUCAGCUCCAAAACUGCUGUUCGUAUGAAUAACGCAGACUUGGAGAGAUUAUAACAGCUGAGCAGGUGGUGCGCAAAAGAGAUCCUUAUCCAUGGGAAAACGCAGUGGUUUUUUUUUUCAGCGACUUCAACAAGAAUGAGCAGAAUUAAAUUUAAAUUUAAUUUUAUUGAAUAAUUUAUUUUUUCCUUAAUAAUUGACUUUAACAUAGUGAACUGAUCAACCCAUAUAAAUGCACUCACGCAUCAUCACUCUUAUUUGACAUGUAAAUACAAGAAAAAAUAGUAAAUAUGUUUUAUAUCACUGGUUUCAUGUUUCAGAGGACUAAAAUGAAAACGUGUGUGUGUGUGUGAGGAAGAGAGACAGAGACAUGGCAUGUAUAAACAUUUGUUUGCAAACACGCAUGUGCAGUGUCAAAUGGAUAGCACAGGAUGCCACUUUGACCAAACCUCUCCAAAGCCAAUGCAGUAUUGACAUUAUGUGACCUUAAAAAGAAUAAAUCAGGCAGUCUGCAAAUCCAGUAGGUUGUGUCACCUCAGAGUAUGCUCAUGCUCCAUCUUUGCCACCCAAGCUACAAAAACUGCAAAUAUGGAAUCUUUGCUUUUGUUAUUAUUCAUUUUUAUCUGACCAAGACAUUUAUUUAAAAGAAAAAAAAGAGCAGUGUAGAGUUUUGUAUGUGUCUGUGUGGUUUUCCUUCAGGUUCUCCGGGUCCCUCCCCCAAAGGCAUAUUCCAGUACAGAUGGAUUGGCUAAACUAAAUUGCCCCAAGGUGUGAAUGAGUGUGUGAAUGUGUGUGCAUGGUGCCCUGCGGUGGACUACCAUCCCACCUGGGAUGUAUUCCUGCCUCGCACCCAGGAUACGCCAUGACUCUAACCAGGAUAAAGUGACUACUGAAAGUGAAGGAAUGAACUGUAUUUUUCCAUCUAUCUUUAAGGUCAUGUACCACAAAUUAUCAAUUAAAGUAUUAAAAGUACUGCACUGGCCCUUCGGGUCCAACUGUGUACCUUAAAUAUAUACUAUAUUCACUUUCCCAGGUGAAAGAUAUAUACUGAAGGUGCAGAAGAUGUUUCAAAAAAUUGUAAUAAACAUUAGGAAUGCUAAUCCUUGCAAUCCUUAGAAUCUUCAUCAUUAUUGGAAUGUGGAUCCAAAAUUCCAAGCAUACACAAAAAGUGUGUUUGAAUCAAGUUUGAUAUAAAAAAUUGGCAUAACCUUUCCAUGUAUUUACUGAUUUCAGAUAUAGUAUAUAAAAUAAUAACCAAUUUCAGAUACAGUGUAUUAAAGAGCCUAUUUCAGAUAUAAAUAUAGUCCGAUAAAAUAAUGGUCUGGACGUUGGCUGACACCAAAUGGAACAACAAUCAACAAGAUCAGCAGUUAGAAAAUUCAUUCAUUCAGACAUCUUCAGUAAGUGCUACAGCCUGGUUAGGGUUACAGUGGAUCCAGCACCUAUCCCAGGACUCUUGGGGCUGUAGCUCCAGUGGUGCAAUUGGUUCGCAUGCGGUACUUAUAUGGCAGUACAUGUGAAGCAAUACUGAGGCUGUGAGUUUGAGCCUCACCUGGAGCACGGUUUUUAAAACAAACAUGUCAGUAUGUGGCUUGGUUAAAUUAUUCCUAGGUGUGGAUGUGUGUGCAUGGUGACUCUCAAUGAACUGGCAUCUAAUCCAGUGUGCACUACUGUCUCUGUUCCUGGGAUAGGCUCUGGAUCCACCAGGAUCCUGAACAGGAUAAAGAGAUUGAUAAAAAAAAAAAAAAUGCUAUAAUGCUAUAAGUUUCCAGGUGAAUGAUAUGUACUAAUGAUACAUAAGAUUUACUGUUGACCAGGAACAAAGGAAGUGUAGUGCAGAAUUCAGCUCCAGCCCAAAUCUAACACAAAAUCCAGCUAAUUAAGUGGACUGAUGAUCUGGAUAAGUUGUCUUCACAUGAUUAGAUGUGAACUCUUCCAGAAGGUAGAUCUUCAGGAGCUGGGUUGGAGAACUCUGAUGUGUUGCAAUAUUCACAGUUGCAAGGUUAGUAAAGAGCUGCACAAUCUUUCAUGAGAAAUCCAAUUGAAUUCAAAUGAAUGAGCACAGUAUGGUUGGAUUUCAAAAAGUGGGAAUAAAAAUUAGGAAUGCUAAUCCUGCCCUUAACCCUAAUUUAAACUUUCCUAACAUUUCAUACAGACAGAAUUGUGUGUAUGAGAAUGAAUGUGAAGAACGUGAAUUCUUACUAA
Molecule: messenger RNA, 3445 nt
Organism: Pangasianodon hypophthalmus (striped catfish)
Lineage: Eukaryota; Metazoa; Chordata; Actinopteri; Siluriformes; Pangasiidae
Gene: rxfp3.3a2
Product: relaxin family peptide receptor 3.3a2
Exons: 1
Coding region: 87-1205 (372 amino acids)
Biological process (GO): immune response; G protein-coupled receptor signaling pathway
Cellular component (GO): membrane
Molecular function (GO): G protein-coupled receptor activity
Source: RefSeq, a predicted model, not a curated record